Protopolystoma xenopodis is the source of this 813-nucleotide messenger RNA. The record is from the annotation of a GenBank genome assembly. Lineage: Eukaryota; Metazoa; Platyhelminthes; Monogenea; Polystomatidea; Polystomatidae.
AUCCUAGAGUCUAAGAUACACUUCUGUCGAAACUGCGUUCUUCAGACCUCUGGAAGUAGCCUUACUAGCUGCGGAUCUCUAACUUACUACUCAAACCAGGUUGUUAAUGGCGACUACCUCCGUAUUAACCAACCACUCGUAUCUUCUUUACCUGACGGCUCUGAGGCGCUCAACCUUGUCCCAUAUUAUUCACGACUACAAGACCUUCGUAAGCAGAGGGCUCUUAUUGUAUCAAAACUGAUCUCUUCUCGAUCCCUCCUUGUUAGUGCAAAGGUGAUAGUAGAUCCGCCACCUAUCACUUCGGGUGCUCAGCCUGAUCCUGGCCCCAGCUCUAGUCGAUGGCACAAAGCAACGCGCAGCACUAAAAGGGUUUCUUCUCGCAUUACUCGUCAGUCGGCACUCACUCGUGGUCUUGCCUACCUUGAUUUGCACUAUUGUGGAAGUCAUCAGGCAAUUGAAGAGCUACGUACUAGACUCCAUUUUCUCAAAUCGACCAAACAAAAUGUUUUCUCAAACAGGCCAUCUACAUUCAAUAAGCUGAUGUUUAGGGGACAUUUAGUGCCGCAAAAUUUCCGGAACCAUAAUGGGAAACCAAGAGGAAGACGCUUUGUUACACUGGGGCCAAAUAAGAACACAUCUAUUUCACCCCGCUGGUUGCUAGUGGUUACUGGUCGGGGCACUAACUCACCAUCCGGUGGAGCCAAGCUAUUACCGGCGGUGCGAGGAUUUCUGUCUGCUAAUAACUAUGAGUUUGUCGAGGGGCCAGGCUACUUCUAUGUUAGAUUGUCGACCUUUGGUGUCAUUAUUGAUUGA